Molecule: messenger RNA, 1887 nt
Organism: Sander lucioperca (pikeperch)
Lineage: Eukaryota; Metazoa; Chordata; Actinopteri; Perciformes; Percidae
Gene: tmem231
Product: transmembrane protein 231
Exons: 7
Coding region: 382-1311 (309 amino acids)
Biological process (GO): regulation of protein localization; cilium assembly
Cellular component (GO): ciliary membrane; ciliary transition zone
Source: RefSeq, a predicted model, not a curated record
AUGCUACCGUUGGCCGCCAUGGUAACCGUGAGACGCUAAGCUAGCUAAGCUAAAACAUAGCGCGGUGUAUGGUAACGUUACCAUAGACAGAUUGUCUUUAAUGGUACUGGGGGCUAACGUAAAUAGCUACGUUUAGUAAAAAAAAAAAAAAUACGCUCUCAAUUACUUAACAAAGGUGUAUCUGUGUUUGUCUUGCAGUUUGUUGUUGUGAGCGUUUACUCACGUUAGUCAUUGGGAGCAUUCACUCAUGUUACGUUACCAUCUAGCUAUGCUAGCUUGAGCAUUAACGUAAUAACUAGCUAGCUAGCUAGCUAGCUAACGUUAGCUGGACUUGAUGACACAUAACCCUGGAGGCUACGAGCGAUAUUUCUAUCGUUACCCAUGGCUUUCUAUGAAGUCUAUUCCCACCCGGCUUUGAUUCGGUACAAAACGAGUGUUUGCACAAAAGCCACUCUGUUUCUGGUUGUUGUUUUGUGCCUCACCUACAUCCCACCUCUGCUCGUUGCCUACAGGAGCCAAGGUUUCUGGGUAAAAAGAAGCACUUAUGAGGAACAACCGGUUGUGAGGUUUCAGUACCAGACUCUGCUGGUGGCAGCAACCAGCACUCAGGGAGACUACGUCGCCUGGAGCACCUUUCCCCAUCUAAACAACAUGCUUGGUGCCAACCUCCGGAUGCCUGCUGUCUCUGUGCGCGAAGAGGACCAGAACCAGGAUGGGAAGUUGGACCUCCUGAUUUUUCAACUGGAGCUACCUCUAAAACCUGAGGAACAGGUGUACAGUGUACAACUGCUGCUCACCUUCAGCUACAAGCUCUUUCGGAUGUCCACAGUGGUGAUGCAGAGCCUGGCUUAUGUGCAGCACUCUUCUUCUGUCCCCGGAGCUAAGCUGUUCAUCAGCGGAGACCUGAGGCUGAUGCAGAGGACCCCCCUGCCUCACCGGGGACUGUACAACAUUUACAACGUGUCAGUGAUCGAUGGCUCCAGCCCCUUUGCAAGUGCGUAUGACCUGGACAACAUAAUUAGGAGCUACCAGGACAGAAACUUGACCACAGUACUGUCCUGUCCCAUGCCGGUCUGGACUGUGGGGCGAGCUGCUGGCUCUCCCUUUCAGCUUAAUGCUGAGAUCCGGUACCCUAUGGAGGUCAUAAGCUAUCGUCCUGGCUUCUGGGAAACCAUCAAAUUAGCCUGGAUUCAAUACGUCAGUGUCCUCCUCAUCUUCCUCUGGGUCUUUGAACGCAUACAGAGAUUUGUUUUCCAGAACCAGGUUCUAACCACCGUACCCAUACCUUUGGGAAAACCUCACCUGUCAUGAUGCAGUGGUAGUGCUUUGACCCCCCAGGUAUCCAUAAACCAGCAGACAAUAUUACAUUGUUCUCACAAGGACCAACACUGAUACUCUUUGACUGAAAUGUGAUACCAAAAUCAAUGACCGUUUGAGUUUUAAUGAAUAGCCAUUAGGUCAGUUUUAUAAUUACAUUAUGGCAUACAUAAACAUCAAAUUCUUCCAUUUAUCACUAUAAGAUUUGUCUUUCUAGUUUGAACUCAUCACUGAACAAGUAUGAGCAAUGGACCUCCCAAGAACUUGCUGUAUUCCUUUAGAAAUGUGGCUGUAUUUUAUACAAACAUGCACAAAUUAAUUUACAUCAUAACCUUUUCCUGGACUGGUUUCUAUGCAGGAAGUACACUAGUUCUGGCCCUGGAAAAUGCAUUUAUUUUACUGCUAUUUGAAACAAUGGCAAUGUAUAGAAAAUAUCAAUAGAUUUUCUAUAUUUUUUACAAUUUGUAUGUUUAUGACAAUUUGUGACAGCAAUUAAAGAAAUGAUUUGUUAAUUUUUGUAUUGUACUGUUAGUUUUAGGUGAUGGAUAAUAAACGAUUUGUACAUUUCAA